Meloidogyne enterolobii is the source of this 1113-nucleotide messenger RNA. Lineage: Eukaryota; Metazoa; Nematoda; Chromadorea; Rhabditida; Meloidogynidae. The record is from the annotation of a GenBank genome assembly.
AUGGUUCAGCCACAAUUAGUUGCUAGUGGAAGAUAUGACCCCAAUUCACGUUGUUUUUCCUAUGUUCCUGCCAAAUCAUUAAAAGAGCAUUAUAAAGCUCCAAAAAAGCCAUCACUUAAAAGACGUACUUCAGUUAUAGAACCUGCAGAUUUAGAAGUUAGCCCUUUGGAAGCAAAGAUGGCACUAGAGAAUUUUGGACUACAAAGUUGUAGUUCUGAGACAUAUCGAAAAACAGAAACACCUAAAUGGGAAGCAGAAAUUGACAAAUUAACCGGUGGGAAAAUUGAACAUCGCCCUAGAAGAGCGAGUACUGCUGGAACGCCUGUUGGCCAUAUCCAGCAUGAUUUUGUACGUUCUCCUUCUGCUGCCCAACAAACCCGUUCUUCCAGAAAUGACUGGAAUUACCCCCAACAACAACCUCAAAAACAACCUCAACAUUGGAAUUGGCCAACACCAAAAACUUCAAAUUAUCAAAAACCAAACGGGGAAAUAUCAAAUAAAUGGCCAAACGAAUCCUUAACAACACAAAGGUUAUCUAGGGCACAAAUGCCCCAUAGAGAUAAUUACAAUACAAUGACUACAUCAAUGCCUUCCUCUACAAUACCUUUUACUGAACAACCUAUAGUUUUUGAACAAGCUAAAAGAGCAACCCCAACACUUUUACAACAACAACAGUCAACAGGUACACGUCGUCGUCCAAUACCCGGUGUUCGUCCAUCUCCGCGUCGAAGUGAAAUGGAUGCUUUGUGUGACCCAGAAUUUUAUCUUUCGUAUUCAACACCAACAGCCUCACCUAUUCUUAAUAAAAAAUAUCCUUUGAAGGAAAAAAAUAUUGAGAGAAAUCUCUCAAAAUCUGUUCCCGAUGGAAAAGAAUUUAAUCAAAUGGCUAAAAAGUACAAAUUUGAUUUUUUGGAUCUGGUCUAGUUUAUGAGUCUUAUGAAGGAUGUUGAGUUUUAUACGUAGUUUUGUUGCCGUGGAAAUUCUUGGGACUCUAUUUAUAGGCUCCCUGGGUUGCCCAGGUUGACUAAGUAUAAGGGGUUCUCUUUCGCUGAAAUCGUAUUGUUUGGUGUUUCAAUUUUCGUCCUCUUUUUAAGAUCAGAUUGGCAUCCCCUG